AUGGGACUUCUACACUUGCUCGAGAGCGCGGCCAUGCCCACUAUAGGACAGGCCGUCUACGCGACAGUAUCCAUCUCGCUCCUACUAUUCGCCAUCCACGUGCUGCGCAUGCGCGUCUUCCACCCUCUGCGCCGGUACCCAGGGCCCUGGCUCAACAGCGUGUCCGAGAUACCGGCCGCAUGGGCGCUGCUUCGAGGACGCCAGCCCAAGGUGUACAAGCAGCUACACGACAAAUAUGGUCCAAUCGUUAGGGUGGCGCCGAACGAGCUCAGUUUUAUCGACGUGGAGGCGUGGGAUGACAUCUAUGGGUUCCAUAAAUCCACGCCCAACUUCGAAAAGAGCCCCAUCUUCAUCGGCGCCGUCUCUCCCGUCGACGGGCAGACGGGCGUCAGCCUGGCCAACAACACCGAACACACACGGCAGCGGCGCGCGCUCGCGGCGCCCUUCACCAACCGCGCUCUGCUGCAGCAGGAGGGCAUCCUCCAGCUCCACGUCGACAAGCUCAUGGCGGCCCUGACGGCCAGGGCGCGGAGGGGCGAGGCGGUCAACCUGGCCGAGUGGCUCACGUACACGACCUUCGACAUUAUCGGCGACGUCUGCUUCGCCGAGCCCUUCGGCUGCCUGGACGCGGGCCGGUCCAACGAGUGGGCGCGCGCCAUCAUCGGCGUCUUCAAGGCCGCGACGUGGGACCAGGCGAUCCGGCGCGUCGCCGGCACCGGCACGCCGCUGCACCGGCUGCUGGUGCGGCUCGUGGUGCCGGCCGAGGCGGCGAAGUGGCGGCGCGCGCACUUUGACAACUCGCGCGAAAAGACCCUGCGGCGGCUCGCGGCGGCGGCCGACAAGGACGAAAAAGCCAGGCACCCGGACCUGAUCAAGCACAUACUCGACAGCGCCGACCCGCGCGCCGCCCUCAGCCCGACCGAGAUCGUGCUCAACAUGGUGCUCUUCAUCAGCGCCGGCAGCGAGACCACGGCCAACACCAUGACGGGCUGGGCCUACCUCAUGCUGCGAGACCCCGCGGCGCUGGCGCGGGCCGCGGCCGAGGUGCGGGCGGCGUUUUCGAGCCCUGGCGACAUAUGCUGGGAGUCUGUGCACGCGCGCGUGCCGUACCUGGACGCGUCCCUCGACGAGGCCCUGCGGCUCUUCUCGCCCGCGCCGUCCAACGCGCAGCGCGUCGUGCCGGCCGGCGGCGCCGUCGUCGCGGGGGAGCGGCUGCCCGCGGGCACCACCGUCGCCGUCGCGCCGUGGGCCGCCGUCCAUACGGCGCGCCACUUUGCCGACCCGGACCGGUUCGCGCCCGAGCGCUGGCUCGAUGGGGAAGGCGCCGACCCGGCCUUCAAGGAGGACCGCCGCGCGGCGUCGCGGCCCUUCGGGACCGGCCCCCGCGGCUGCAUGGGCAAGAACCUCGCCUACCUGGAGCUGCGCCUCAUCCUGGCCCGCCUGCUCUGGCACUUUGACCUAACCCCUGCCGAGGGCCCCGCCGCCCGCGAGUGCAUGAGGCGCUGGGACGAGGGGGAUAUGGACGCGUACCAGACAUGGAUGAAGCCCGACCUCUGGGUUGACUUGAAGGAGGCACAGCGGUAG
Molecule: messenger RNA, 1584 nt
Organism: Gaeumannomyces tritici R3-111a-1
Lineage: Eukaryota; Fungi; Ascomycota; Sordariomycetes; Magnaporthales; Magnaporthaceae
Product: cytochrome P450 monooxygenase
Exons: 5
Coding region: 1-1584 (527 amino acids)
Molecular function (GO): oxidoreductase activity, acting on paired donors, with incorporation or reduction of molecular oxygen; monooxygenase activity; iron ion binding
Source: RefSeq, a predicted model, not a curated record